AUGUCUGAUUGUGAUUUUGUUAAUAAAUUUUUGGUUCUAGCCACCAUCAACCCCCCUCAACUUUCUUCCUCUUACCAAAGACCUUUAAAAGAUGUCAAGACUUUAGGUGUUGCAUUACCACCAUUGAAAUAUAAGUAUAAUCCUCAGAAAAGGCUUGGUAAUGAUACAGCAACCGACAGUAUUUCAGACGGUAACCAACCAGCCACAGUUAAACUAACUUUGAAAAGUGUAAGACAACCAAAAUUCUCAAUUGAACAUGAUUUUAAUGUGAAUCAGACCGUUCUUCAGGUGAAAGAAUUUAUCCAGCAACAUGAAUCUACUAUCAAACAAUUAAAUCAGUUGAAAUUACUGAUUAAAGGGAAAGUGUUGCAUGAUUCCACCCUUUUGGUGGAUCUACCUAUUAAAGAACAAGACAAUGUCAUUGUUAAUGUCAUGAUAUCUAAACCUUUGAUCCCAGAUAAGAAGGAAGAGCAAGAUCCAGAGGACCCCUCAAUUGAUCAAAUAUUACCUAGCUCCACUCAACAAAAAACUGCCGUUCCUUGGGAUGUCAUUGAACAGGUAUUAAUUGAUACUUACUCAACUAAACAAGAAGCAACUAGUGUAUACGAAAGAUUGAAAAGAGGAUGGGAUUUGACUCAGGAGUAA
Messenger RNA from Arxiozyma heterogenica, 645 nucleotides. It is a transcript of the gene MDY2, whose product is annotated as Mdy2p. Gene Ontology annotation, molecular function: protein binding. The record is from RefSeq and is a predicted model, not a curated record. NCBI's taxonomy places the organism in Eukaryota, Fungi, Ascomycota, Saccharomycetes, Saccharomycetales, Saccharomycetaceae. The coding region runs from base 1 to 645 and encodes 214 amino acids. The transcript has a single exon.